UUUUCAUUUCUUUUCUGUUUUUUAUUCUCUCGCUCCGCGCCCCCUUCCCCUGUUUCCUGCUUUUUGUAUAUUACAGUUACGCCACCGCAAUUCCCUAUACUAACCCUUUCUCCACACUCUCUGGUACGUGCCACGUGUCACGUCUCCCAUAAUUUCAUUCAUGAUUUGUAGAUUUCUUUGCAAUAAAAAGAAAAAAAAGGAAGAAGGAUCCACCAUGUCCUCCCCAGCCGUACGGUUGCACAUCCAAAAUCACUAUGUGGUGAUGGAUAAUGGCAUAGUCCAAGUUACUUUAUCAAAACCAGAUGGAAUUGUUACUGGAAUAAAAUACAAUGGUGUUGACAAUUUGCUUGAAGUUCUCAAUAAGGAGCCCAAUAGAGGGUACUGGGAUCUUGUUUGGAGUGCACCAGGAAGCAAAGGAAUCUUCGAUGUGAUUAAAGGAACGUGUUUCAAAGUUAUAGUUCAAAAUGAGGACCAGGUGGAGCUUUCGUUCAAAAAAAUGUGGGAUCCUUCUCUUGAGGGAAAGUUUGUCCCCUUAAAUAUUGACAAAAGAUUCAUUAUGCUCCGUGGUUCAUCGGGCUUCUACUCUUAUGGAAUUUAUGAGCACUUAAGAGGAUGGCCAGAUUUUGAUCUUAGCGAAACGAGGAUCACUUUCAAGCUUAGAAAAGACAAGUUUCAGUACAUGGCUGUGGCAGACGAUAGGCGAAGGAUUAUGCCUUUUCCAGAGGAUCGGUUACCGGGAAGAUGCCAACCUUUGGCCUACCAAGAAGCUGUCCUACUAGUCAAUCCUAAGGAUCCACGAUUAAAAGGAGAGGUGGAUGACAAGUAUCAAUACUCAUGUAAAAACAUAGACAAUCGAGUCCAUGGGUGGAUAUCUUUCAAUCCACAUGUAGGAUUCUGGCAGAUCACACCUAGUGAUGAGUUUCGUUCUGGUGGACCCCUCAAGCAGAAUUUGACCUCACAUGUUGGACCUACCACACUGGCCAUGUUUCUUAGUGGUCACUAUGCUGGACAAGAUUUGGUACCCAAAUUUAGAGGCGGUGAACCAUGGAAAAAGGUUUUUGGUCCCGUAUAUAUUUAUCUCAAUUCCGGGUCAACCGGUGAUGACCCGCUCUUGCUAUGGGAGGAUGCAAAAAUACAGAUGAUGAGAGAGGUUCAAAGUUGGCCAUAUUCAUUCCCCGCUUCAGAGGAUUUUUUAAAAUCAGAUCAACGAGGCAGUGUCUGUGGCAAAUUAUUUGUCUUAGACAGGUACAUCAGCCCUGACGUAAUACCAGCAAAUGGUGCUUAUGUUGGUCUUGCUCCACCAGGAGAUGCAGGAUCAUGGCAAAGAGAAUGCAAGGACUAUCAAUUCUGGACCAGAGCAGACGAGAAUGGAAAUUUUACGAUUAGCAAUGUACGUCCAGGUGACUACAACCUUUUUGCCUGGGUGCCUGGUUUUGUUGGAGAUUACAACAAAUUUGGUGAUAUUAUGAAGAUAACCUCAGGUUCUUACAUGGAAUUGGGUCAAUGUAUAUAUAAACCUCCCAGGGAUGGCCCCACAUUGUGGGAAAUAGGUAUUCCUGAUAGAUUGGCCGCAGAAUUUUAUGUUCCUGAUCCGAAUCCACAGCAUAUUAAUAAGCUUUUUAUCAACCAUCCAGACAGGUUCAGGCAGUAUGGAUUGUGGGACAGAUAUUCAGAAUUAUAUCCUGAUGCAGAUUUGGUUUAUACAAUUGGUGUUAGUGACUACAGGAAGGAUUGGUUUUUCGCUCAGGUUCCCAGAAAAAGAGAGGAUAACACUCAUCAAGGAACAACUUGGCAAAUCAAGUUUGAACUCAGUGGUGUGAUUCAAGGAACUACAUAUACACUGAGAGUUGCACUUGCAUCUGCUACAUUAGCUGAAUUGCAGAUUCGAGUCAAUGACCCCAAUGCAAGGCGGCCACUAUUUACCACUGGAUUAAUAGGAAGGGAAAACUCAAUUGCAAGACAUGGAAUUCAUGGACUCUAUUGGCUAUACCAUGUGAGCAUACCAAGUUCUCUUCUUAUUGAUGGCACAAAUACUCUAUAUUUUACCCAGCCAAGAUGCAACAGUCCUUUCCAGGGUUUCAUGUACGACUAUAUUCGUUUGGAAGGUCCACCUUGUUUGACAGAAGAUAUUUAACCUAGCCUAGCGGCUGCAGCUUGUAUGCGUGUAUUUCAUUUGCACAAACGUUCUCGAAUGCCUAAACCCAUGACAAAUUUAUGUUGUUUGUGUUAGACUAGUUCAUCCACACCACUAUUCAUGAAACAGACAGAGAACUUGUGCCCACCGUUUUGUAUAAUGUGGGAUUUCACCUGGUAUUUGAACCUCAGUGGGGUGUUUAAAAAAUCAAAUACCAUAUUACACUUCAAAUUCUAUGGUACAUUUUAAAAUUUUCUGUUAUACUGAAUAUGAAUUCUUCCAUAUUUGAGGAUACAAUGUUGAGAGUGAUCCAUAAAUAUCAUUGAUCAAUUGUUGGGAUGGCUAAAAAGCUGUAUAUUGUAGACUUUUUU
This is a messenger RNA of Cicer arietinum (chickpea), 2505 nucleotides long. RefSeq lists its product as uncharacterized. Lineage: Eukaryota; Viridiplantae; Streptophyta; Magnoliopsida; Fabales; Fabaceae. The record is from RefSeq and is a predicted model, not a curated record. Gene Ontology annotation, biological process: carbohydrate metabolic process. Gene Ontology annotation, molecular function: catalytic activity; carbohydrate binding.